CAGGCGUCAUCUUCUUUCAUGUCACUGGAUAUCUCUUAAUCACGGGUAAUCAUUGUUCACCAAACUAGGAAAAGGAAACUCGGUCAAGAGUUUCGUCUCACUUCUCUGCGUUACAGGUAGGGCUGAGUGCCUCCCUACUCACUCCACUUUGGUGUAUACUUCUGUGAAUUACGUCCUUCUUUUUGCUUUUUCAUUGAAAAAAAUAUGACCUUUAGCUCAUGUCACUUAUCUGGUUGGAGGAGAGAACUGAAAAGAAACGAGGAAAUGACCAUGAGUUUGAUUGUAAUGGGGCAACCAGUCUUAGAGAUGGACAUUUCGGCGGGAUUUUCCUUUGUGUCGCAGGAAACUGUGUUUUCGAAGCUCACUGGGUUUCCGUUGUGGUUUUCAUUGUUUAUUCUGCUUGAUCCUUCUCUUGUUCAUUUUAAGCGCAGUCCCUAUGAUCAGAAAAGACACCCUGUAGCCUCAAACACAUUUGAGAGUGCAACUAUCAUAGUCUUUUAUCUUUCCGGGAUCAGCAUAUAAAUACUAAAGACCAGCAUGACUUUUCCAGUGGUGUUUGCCUUUUUUCGCUGUAGACCAAUAUGGUAAUUCGGACACAAUAGCAUCCUCACAAACGAUUGUUGAACAACUAAGACCAUGAAUUUCUCACAUGCCACUCAUUGAUCACAUGGUUGAAUGUAAUAAGUAUUUCUUUUUGUUGCCUUGGCUAUUCAAUGUUAUCGUAGUAAUUUAUACUAAAUUGUUUACCAUUUCUUUUUCUUUUUUUUUUUUGAAAUAACUAAAUUGUUUACCUAUUAAUGAUUUCACUAAGAUAUUCAGAUUAUAUUUAGGGAGAGAUUUAGUUUUUCAUUGACAGAUUGUUUGAUGACUACUGUUGAUUUUGUUGUUUUCUGCAUUACAGAAUAAUUUUUUUUUUCUUUGAUAAUAGAGAAAUAAGAUGACGUAUUCUUGCAAAACUAUUGCCACAAUCUGCUGAUUUUUUGGUCACUAAUCUCACAUGUCCAAAUGAAGCAAUGACAGAAAAUAUGGUUCAGGAAAGAUGUACCUGGUUUGCGGGAGCAGGCAAUUUCUUUGCUUGGGAAUUUUCAAACCAGAAUUAAUCACAUUUUUUUACUUCCCAAGUGAGACCUGCAUUUUGUAAACAGAGGAUAUCCAAUUUAGAAUGUCUAGACAAACAGAAGGCAUUCUGGAGCCACUAUUUCCCUCUAGCAAAAGACGAGCUGAAUGCAGAGAACAGAGUGAAAGCAGAGAGAGAAACUAACCUUCAUCUUCCACAGCCACUCUAUUGAAGUUCGUUAAUGAACCUUCUUCCUGUCGUCACACUCUUCUGACAUUCUUAUCUCCGGUUUUGGAAGACCAUACGAUGAAAGUGCCAGAAAUCUACCUGAGAUGAACAUUGUGAAGGAUAUAUGAGAUGUAUCUAUAAAAGUCAAUGAGAUUAACUUGUUGCAUUGCCAUGCAUUUAUACAGGAGAAUUGUGGAUUAAACUAAGGAGUGAGCUUAGAAUUUUCAAACUGGUUCUUGUCACAUCCCAUACUGGCUGAGCUGUCUUAGGUUUUAGAUUCUGUGUACUUUGGAAGUAUUGAAACAGAGAAAGGGUGAAAGUGUUGCAUUCGAGGAAAGAAAACGAAAUCAGAACAAGAGAAACAACAAAGUUCUCAUUACCCCAGACAGUGGUCUUUGGAAUGUGAUGAAACAAGAUAACAUAUUAAAAGGAAAAAGUUAGAAACUUGGACUUAAACCCUGUAAUUUUCCUCCAUAAUAAGCCAAAAGUUUACUAAUCUAGGCGUUUAAGAAGAAGACAUGAGCUGGGCAUAUAUCACAUGUGUUUCUUCCCUUUGUAUAAGCCUCUUCUCUGAGUUCUGAGUCUUUAAUUCGUGAUCCAAAUUUCAUACCUUGCAAUUAACUAAUAAUAAUUUGACUUCAAAACAUAUUACAUUUCAUCAAUGAUGCAAUAACUAUACACUGAGUAGUUUAAAAUGGUAGAUGAGACUCAGAAACUGAGUUGAUAAAGGUAAUCGGUGAAAAAUAAGACUUAAACUCAGAGUCAUUAAUCUUUUAAUGAAAGUAUUAUGUCAUAUGAAUAUGGGCUCGGAUUCAUUUUACAGACUUUACAAGCCAAAUUCUUUUUUAUUUCUUGAGCCACCAAUUUAUACUUUCAUUACACCAAUAUAUAUAUACACAUACAUCCAUAUAUAUAUUAAAAAGAGAAAACGUUAUGCUGCUGACGGGGAAGGUCGAAACGUGGCGCAAAGCGGCGGGUCUGCUGGUGCAACUGCCACGCGCGCCCCCAGAUUCUUCCCUUCUCUGCCUCCUGUCACUUCCUCAAACUAAAACCCCCCACGUAUAAAACCCCACCGCUCUCACUCCCAUCGCCUUCUCCGUCCAUUUCCCUUCUCUUUCAACACAAGAUUUUUUACUGGUAAGUCAUCUUCAAUGGCACUGCGCAGUCUCGCCGCUAGAAAAACCUUAGGGUGGGCCACUACCCAGUUCAACCUCCAGGUCGUUCGUAGCGUUCAUUCUUUCACCCUCCCCGAUCUUCCUUACGACUACAGCGCGCUGGAGCCGGUGAUCAGUGCAGAGAUCAUGCAGCUGCAUCAUCAGAAGCAUCACAAAACUUACGUCACUAACUUCAACAAGGCUCUCGAGCAGCUUGAUGCCGCCCUCGCCAAUGGCGAUUCCUCCUCUGUUGUUCGCUUGCAGAACGACAUCAAAUUCAAUGGCGGAGGUCAUAUCAACCACUCAAUUUUCUGGAAGAAUCUCUCUCCUGUUCAUGAAGGGGGAGGCGAGCCACCGAAAGGUUCCCUUGGCUGGGCUGUUGACGAACAUUUUGGUUCUUUUGAAGCAUUGGUACAGAAAAUGAAUGCUGAAGGUGCUCUGUUGCAGGGUUCUGGAUGGGUGUGGCUCGGGUUGGACAAGGACUUGAAGAGGCUCGUGGUUGAAACAACAGCAAAUCAGGACCCACUAGUAUCUAAGGGAGCGCAUUUGGUUCCUUUGCUUGGGUUAGAUGUUUGGGAGCAUGCCUAUUAUUUACAGUACAAGAAUGAGAAGGCAAAUUACUUGAAGAACAUAUGGAAUGUGGUUAACUGGAAAUAUUCAAGCGAACUGUAUGAGAAAGAAUGUUCUUGAAAUCCAUCGUAAGACUAGAUUAGUGAUGUGGGAAUUGUCGGAAAUUCCAGUUUACCGACGAGUUUGCUUAUGUUGUGGGAAUUCCAGUUUACCCAACAGAGUGUUCUUUUUACUGUGUAUGCUAUGUAAAAAAAAAUGUUGAACUGGGUGUUCUCUUGAACCACCAUGCAGGCUAAGGUCUUUUUAUAAUUUGCAAACUUGUUGCUCUCUUGGAUCUCCAUGUUUAAACUACCAGAUUGAAGCAUGUUUUGGUUUCUGA
Molecule: messenger RNA, 3388 nt
Organism: Carica papaya (papaya)
Lineage: Eukaryota; Viridiplantae; Streptophyta; Magnoliopsida; Brassicales; Caricaceae
Source: RefSeq, a predicted model, not a curated record